This is a messenger RNA of Teleopsis dalmanni, 468 nucleotides long. RefSeq lists its product as uncharacterized. The record is from RefSeq and is a predicted model, not a curated record. The transcript has a single exon. NCBI's taxonomy places the organism in Eukaryota, Metazoa, Arthropoda, Insecta, Diptera, Diopsidae. The coding region runs from base 1 to 468 and encodes 155 amino acids.
AUGCCGAAUGCUGAGGGUAAAUCACCUGCAGAACUUUUACAUGGAAGGCCUGUUCGUACCUUGUUGAGUCAACUGUUUGAAUCGCCUAGAAAGCACCUUGAAGCUUCGAAACGGAAAAUGAAAUUCAGUCUAAAGCAACCCGUCUUCGCUCGAAACUACGCAAGAGGGGAAAAAUGGAUAAAAGGAGUUAUUGUGAAACAACUUGGUAAAAUGGUUUACCGAGUGAACACAUCUUUUGGUUACAUCAAACGUCAUGUUAAUCAGCUUAAAACUAGAAGUAGCUCUGACCUCUCUUCACAACCAAUUUUUGAAUUCGCUCCAAAUUUCAUCAAUGCCACACCGCCUUCAUCUAGCCAAUCAACAUUAAUGCCUAGUGAAGAACGUUCUACCGAAGUAGUUCAACUUCGAAAAAGUCGUAUUCGGAAGGAUGUAAUUCGAUUUGAAUCCGACGAUUUCAGGAAAACUUAA